CAAUGUUGCCGGCGCGGCCACGCGUCCUUAAGCUAGGUUAGGUUUUUGUAACUUGUAUUUUUUUGUAGAUUUCUGAAAGUUCUCUGUACAAUAAACUUAUUGAAUUGGCAUAGCAGUGUUUUUGUUCCCUCGUCCCAGUCAUUUCACAACAUCUGGCGCACCAACGAGGCACUGACUGAAGUUAUCGAAGUCAGGUUAUUGAAACCCAAGAAAUGACACGAAGGACACCCACCUAUUUUACAAGAAGUAAGAAGAAGGAAGAGCAAAAGGCAAUGUAUAGUCAACUAGAGGAUUCAGGCGAGGAGAUUGGAGCCGCUGCACUAUUUGGGAGUCCCACAGGAGCAAUAAAGAAACAAGGAAUGGCUCAAAGCAAGGAAAUCACACCAGCUAAGAUAAGUACUUGUAACUCGCCUGCUACCCCUCCUACUGCUUUGCAUGUGCAAAAUAGAGUGCUUGUAGACGAGCAUGACCCAAACCGUGAUGGGCAUUGGGGAAGAACUCACAGCCCAAAUCCUCCUACUGCUUUGCAUGUGCAAAAUAGAGUGCUUGUAGACGAGCAUGACCCAAACCGCGAUGGGCAGUGGGGAAGAACUCACAGCCCAAAUCCUGGCUUAUCGCUUUUGUACCAUAACCCCCCACAGAAUAAAAAAAUUACUAACAAUAAUAUAAUAAAUAAUUUUAACAAUGUAGAUGUAGAAAAAACUAAUGAUAAUAGUUUUAGAGACAGAGGUAAGCGUAAUACUACCGUUUUUCCCCACGUUUGUUCUAUUGAAAACGUAGAUAAAGAAGUUUGUGAAAUAAAAAUUAUUGGUUUAAAAGCAGCAGAUGAUUCAAAAACCAUUUUUUAUGUUGUAUCCAUCAGUCAGCCGGCACAGUGGUGGCCGAUGCAAGCGUAUGGUAUCUCUUGCUUUAAAUAUGCAACUGUUAUUAGUUAUAAUCAAAUUAAUAAGGCCAAACGUAAUAAUGAUUCAGAUUAUGUACCAGGGCUAUCCAGUGAAUUAGGCAAUACAAGUGGAAGGGAGUUGGAUCCUAGUUACGAAGAUACCCAAAUUACUCAAUCUAGUAAAAAAGUACACAUCUUGUCCAAUGUUUUAUUGGUAGCCCCUGCAAGUGUUAAUCAGGCAGACUUAAAUACUCCAAAUUAUUCAAAUGUUGAGGAAGAAGACUGUACAGGGAAUCGUCAGAAGAAUGUAUCUGAUAUAGAACCUGAAGAAAUCGAGUUUAACUCUGUCCAGGUCUUCAUUCGAGAAAAUAUUUUACAAAAGAUUAUAGAUAAAGCAGUGGAAAAAGCAGAAAGUAAACUCUAUACAAAAAUUAGAGAAAUAAGAAAAAGAACCACUAGUUAA
Molecule: messenger RNA, 1346 nt
Organism: Brassicogethes aeneus
Lineage: Eukaryota; Metazoa; Arthropoda; Insecta; Coleoptera; Nitidulidae
Source: the annotation of a GenBank genome assembly